AUGUUAUGUCGCCUCGAUGUAGGGACAAAAUCUGGAAUUGCUUUGCUGUACAACGAGGAGACCAACAAUACCUACGACGUCUGCCUGAAACUGACCAAAGAGGUAUUAACCAUACAGAAGCUGGACGUGGUUUGCACCAGUGAAAGUGAAUCCCCCGUAAAUCACAGAACUGUUGUACUGCGACGACAGGCGACUGGCGGGCUGGGCUUAAGCAUCAAGGGAGGUGCAGAGCACAACGUGCCGGUGGUUAUUUCAAAGAUUUUCAAAGAUCAAGUAGCCGAUCAGACGGGGACGCUGUUCGUCGGGGACGCCGUGCUGCAGGUCAAUGGCAUAAAUGUGGAGCCCUGCACACACGAGGAAGUUGUUCACCUCCUGCGCACCGCAGGCGAUGAGGUCACCAUCACCGUUCGCUACCUGCGAGAAGUUCCAUCAUUUCUCAAACUGCCUCUAGGUUCUCCCGGGCCGUCCUCCGAUCACAGCCGAGUGUCCUCGCUCCUCUUUGACAGCGGCUUACAUCUCAAUGGAAACGGGAACAACACAGCUCCGUCGCCGCCUUCGCCCUCAGCCAACGGGCCAAAGUAUGAGAAGCGCUGGCUGGACGCCGUCUCGCUGCCCUUGUUGAUGGCCAGAGUCUCCAGAUACAAAGCCGGCACCGAUCAAUUAAGGUCCAACUGUUUUGAAGUCUUCGCCUUGGAUGGAGCCGGCGCCAAUAUUCUUCAAUGUUGCACCGCUGCAGAAAGCACCGACUGGCUGCAAGCAAUAUCCACAAACAUCCAUGAGCUGACACGGGAGAACAUAAAGAUCAUCAACAAGUUCUGCUCUUCAGAUGACCAGAUUGUUCACAUGGGCUGGGCGUGUGAAAGCCACGAGGGCAGCGCCGCUGGGAGAACCUCGGCAUUCAAGUAUCUGGCACUGAGAGGACCAUAUUUUAAUAUCUUCACAAGCCCCCCGCUCAGCGCCGGCGACUGGGGCCCAGCAGAAACAACGUACAACCUAUAUGAGGUUCUGUUCAAGGUCCACAAGCUGUGGAUGGCCGAGGACUGCUGGCUGCAGGCGAGGCUCUACUUGGGGCUGGAGCACUCGCUCGAGCAGCAGGACGUGGAGUCCCUGUGCUUCAGUAUUCUGGUCGGGCACGGCCAGAGCCACACCUUCCGGGUGGAGCUGGCUACGGACCUGGCCGUCUGGGAGAAGUCCUUCCAGAGGGCCGUCUGCUGGGAGGUGCAGCGGAUACGAUCCAAAAGCUACAUGUGCAGCAGCCAGGGAAACGUGCUGUGCUUCACCCUGGAUUUCAGAUCAGGGUUCACCUGCUCGGAAGGAACUUCUAAGACCGCACUGUGGCGAUAUAAGUUCUCUCAACUUAAAGGCUCCUCCGAUGACGGGAAAACCAGGGUAAAGCUCCUCUUCAAGAAUGCUGAAAGCAACCAAAUAGAGAUGAAGGAACUGGAGUUUGCUAACCUAACAGCCGUCCUUCACUGUAUACAUUCUUUUAUCGCUGCCAAAGUGGCCUCCAUGGACCCUCUCUUCAUGUGCAGUCAAAGCCUACCUGGAAAUUACAUGAACACUUAAGAAGACAUGUGGCAAAUAUCAGCAGUAUUUUAUUUUCUGCACAGAGACAAUAUAUAUGUAUAUAUAGUGUUCUUGCUAUUUUUGUAUGACCUACUGAACAUAAUACAUAUUUGUAGAAGAUUGUACAAGUAGAAAAUGUAUGAAUUAAUUGUGGAAUGAAGAUGUUAUUUGAUUUCUGAGAAGAUCCAAACAGAUGAACAGCUUUUCCUUUUCUUUCACAUCGUUGUCCUCGUUACAUCGCGGAAGCUCGGCAGUUUUCUUCUCGUGUACUUGGCGCUUUGAAAGGCGGCGUCCGUGCUGCCAGAUGGCGUAGAGCCGCCAUACGUUUGACAACAGGACACGAAUCGCUAAACAUAGAAGCUGCCUCUAAUCUCAGUGCUGUAUCUAUGAAGAAUAAUGAUAACAGACAUCAUGAAUCUGAUGCUGGCUACCUGUCAUGGAAGGGAUGCACAUUCGUGACAGACUUUUCUCAGAGAUUUUCCUCACUUUAUAUUCACAGUUGAACAGUAAUGAAAACCUUUCUCUGUUUCCAGUUCCUCUGGUUUGCUCCAUGUCUCAUGUCUGUGAACACAAACAACACAAUAAAAUGCAGCCAAAAGCCUCAAAAUAUCCACUGAGCUGAAUCCACAUCUCGCUGAUUAAAUUGUAAGGUGUUUGUGCAAAUGUGACCAUUGUUUUCUAUCAAAUAAAGGCAAAA
Messenger RNA from Pseudoliparis swirei, 2263 nucleotides. RefSeq names its product gamma-2-syntrophin-like. The record is from RefSeq and is a predicted model, not a curated record. Bases 1 to 1566 code for a protein of 521 amino acids. Gene Ontology annotation, cellular component: intracellular anatomical structure; dystrophin-associated glycoprotein complex. The transcript is spliced from 17 exons. NCBI's taxonomy places the organism in Eukaryota, Metazoa, Chordata, Actinopteri, Perciformes, Liparidae. Gene Ontology annotation, molecular function: protein binding; structural molecule activity.